AUGGCUAAGAUCUCCGUCAAGGAAUGGGAUAUGGUUAAGACACUCAACGAGUUCAGGAUCCAAGUGGAAUCUCGAGAUACGAAAGCAUAUCUUAGUGCUCAGAAGGUGAUGCCUAAGUUGAUGAAUGAGGUCACGGAGUCCCAGAAACACAAUCAAGAGGUAGCUUACAUCAAGGGACGUCUAGAAUCAGGAGAGCCCAUGCCCGAUUGGGUAAUUCACCCCGAUGGGAGUUUAAGAUACCAAGGUAGAUUGUUUGUACCAAGUGACGAGUUACUUAGAGGAAAGGUACUGAAGGAAUGUCAUCAUUCUGUAUUUGUGGUAUAUCCAGGAAGGACCAAAAUGUACCAAGAUUUGAAGAGGCAGUAUUGGGGGAAUGAAAUGAAGAAGGAAGUGGCUAGGUUUGUAGCGAAAUGUCUGACAUGCCAACAAGUGAAGGCGGAACAUCAGAAACCAGGGGGAAUAUUGUAA
This is a messenger RNA of Camellia sinensis, 468 nucleotides long. The record is from RefSeq and is a predicted model, not a curated record. NCBI's taxonomy places the organism in Eukaryota, Viridiplantae, Streptophyta, Magnoliopsida, Ericales, Theaceae.